UUUCUCCCGAGUCUUUCUGUUUGGUUUCUUCCCUAUCUUCUCUCUCUCUCUCUCUCUCUCUCUCUCUCUCUAAAGAAUAAAAGACUACUUUCUGUUUCGCUUGGCCGCCUGGUAAGUGUACCAGAUCUCCGGCAAUGACUCGGUUUCAGAUGCCGGAAUACACAUCUUGGUAGUGGAAUAAAGUGAAACGGAACUAAUCUUUGAGGAGAUCACAGAUUCUGUGAUGAAGAGAGGAACUUGCUGAGCAACUUGAAGAAAGGGAAAGAGGGAAAUUCGAUUGGUAGGUACCUACCUGAUUUACGGCCUUGGAAAUGGAUAUGAGAAGAGAAACCUCGGUUCCAGAUACGAAAGAGUUCCAGACUCACGACCUUUGGGUUCCAACGACUCCAGUGAAGAAUAUUCCACCAGAAAAGCAGCCGAUCUGUGAGGAAAAACAAGAAAAUCAGCCGGGCCAAGCAAAUUGUUUUGUGCCGGAUGGAUUUUCAACUGGGCUUCAAAAGGAAACUCAAGCUUAUGGGAGAACAGUAGCAUCUUCUGGUUCAGUAAAUACCGUUGAUUUGAACAAGGCUAGUGCUGCGAAAUCCAGAGCUUCCGCUGAUUUCUCCAAGUUUAGUGAGCUCGUCAUGGAUUCUGAAAGGUUCCCAAGGGGACAUUUUACCAGUCUUAUGGCUCUUGCAGAUGCAGCUGGCCCGACAGUUUCUUUAGAUGGUACUAGGCAAGGAGAUGUUAAUGGAGCAGGCAGUCCAUUCAUGUCCUUUUUCAGGCCUCAAUUUGAAAGUAAUCAAUACGAGAGCGACUCCACGGCUUGCAUUGCUGGCCAGCAAAGCUCACUUGGGUCAAACUCAUGGAGCAACAGCAGUUGUGCGCCAGAUGCCCCCUUAUAUGGAAUUCACAUGCCUUUCCAAUCCACCAAUCAUCUCAGCUCACAACUUAGGGAAUCAGAUGCACUUUCAAGCCGGAAUAUCUCAGUUGCAUCUACAGAUGCACUAUCAAGGAGUAAUAUCUCUCAGUUUGCACCCUUGACAUCAACAGAUGCAAUCUCAGUUGCAUCAGCAGAUGCACUCUCAAGCGGGAAUAUCUCCCAGUUUGCACCCUUGACAUCAGAUCAGUCCAAGAAAGCAGAAAACAAGCAGGUUCACAAUAUGCACUACAUACAUGUGGAUGGAAAAACAUGCCAGGAAACUAUUAACCAGGGAAAUGAAGUCUCCAUGAGGGUUGAAGUUAUUGAUCUUUAUCAUGAUAAACAGAAAACACCACUAGAUGAUUUGUCAAGCGCUGCUUUUUCAAUGCAAUUGCACGAGAAUCACAACCCUGACAAGGGAGGCAACCCUGGCAUUGACGUGAAAACACCACAGCAAAAGCCAAGAAGGAGAAAGCACAGGCCAAAAGUGGUUACAGAAGGCAAGCCAAAAAGGACUCGGAAGCCAAAGACCGCAAAUCCUUCACUCCCCAAGGAUAACCAAACAGGUAAGAGGAAGUAUGUCCGGAAAAAUGGACUUAACAAGAUCCAAGAAACAUCACCAACAGAAGGAAUUUGCUCAGGUAGUGAUCUGAAAGUACCACUUGGAACAAAAACAUGCCGGAGAAAAUUGAAGUUUGAAGGACAAGAAAGGGAAGAAACUUCAUGUAAGGCAAGGCCAAAUGAGAAUGCAGAAGCACAAGCUCAAAACUUUUAUACAAGGGGUGACUCACAGUCAACUGUGCAGCUUGACCAAAGGAUGGAGGCUGCAAAUGAAAAGACACAAAUGGGUAUUGCUCACAGCCAUGCAAGUUCCAUAAACAAAGUGGUUGAAGAUUGCAUAUCAAUAUCUGAAAAGCAAUCUCAGAGCUAUCUGACCCCUUCCAACACUGAUCCACUGCAGCAAAAAUCAAUGGCUUCUGCCGAAAGCGAAGGUACAAGAGGAAAAUGCAAGAUAGUUUUCUCUGAUGAAACACAUGACAAACAAGGAACCAAUGUACAAAUGGUGAUCAAUAGUGAAAACCAACCAGCACCAAGUCCAAAUGAUUCUAACAGCAGCAGCAGUGCACAACAAGAAAGGACACUAAAGAGGGUACAUUCAUGCACCAUUGAUGAAGCAGAACUCAGCCGCACAAACAUUAUGGGAUGUCAAUGCAAUUCUUUGCAAGAAUACCAUAAAAUGUUUCCAGCAAACGUGUAUGACAACGCAACUCCAGGCAUUAAUUUUCCCUCAAUUCACAAGAAAAAGAGAACCGGGAAAGAGCAGUUUUCAACUACAUCAAGCCCAUUGUCUAUCAGGACAGCUGCAGAAAUUAGCAUGACAGGAACUACAUCAAGCCCUUUGAACAAUGCAUAUGCAGGUCCUUAUAUAUCAGGAACCAAUUGUGCAGUUUUGGCUGCUCAGUCUAACACUAGCUGCACCUCAACCAAAACUGCAUCACUUGUGGAAGCUCACGAUAAACAGCAACUGUAUGAGUGUAAACUGGCUUUUGAGCAAAAAGGAAGGAUGAUAAAGAAGAGAUCAAAGGCCUCUACUCAUCACCCAGAUGCAACAAAGGAUGGCAUUCCCGCAGUUGAUGUGAUUACUGACUUUUUAAAGACCCUAGACAUCAGUCUGGAAAACAACCAAGUGACAUAUCAACAUCAGUGUGAACUUUUUCCUUAUGGUUUAACAUAUGAAGAGCAGAAUGCACUUGUUCUUUAUCAAAGAGGUGGACCUGUUGUGCCUUUCCAAAAUUCAUUUCAUCCAAUCAAGAAACGCCAACUUCGUCCGAAAGUUGACCUUGAUGGUGAGACAGACAGAGUAUGGAAGCUUCUAUUGGAAAAUAUUAACAGUGAAGGUAUUGAUGGGACAGAUGAGGAGAAAGCAAAAUGGUGGGAAGAAGAACGAAGAGUGUUCCAAGGACGGGCAGACUCAUUUAUUGCACGCAUGCAUCUUGUCCAAGGAGAUAGACGCUUCUCCCCAUGGAAAGGAUCAGUUGUGGACUCGGUUGUGGGAGUUUUCCUUACUCAAAACGUAUCAGACCAUCUUUCUAGUUCUGCCUUCAUGUCUCUUGCAGCACACUAUCCCCUCAAACAGAAGCACAAUGAGAGGCCAUACUUUGAAGACACGAGUAUAUUGGUCGAAGAACCAGGAAUGUGCGCAGUUUAUCCAGAGGAUACCAUCAGAUGGCAUGAAGAGAAGUCAAAUCUGCAAGCCUGGGACAUGAAUUCUAUGACACUUCAUGGCAUAGAUUUAAAUGUAGAGAAAGAAGUUGUUAACAGCAGUGAAUUGAUUGCAUGCAGCAGUGAUGGUGUGAAGCCAAUAGAUAAGUCAGAAUGUAAAUGCUCAGAUAUAUCUGAAGAUGGUAUAGGUAUAUCUCAUAAUUCAACAGCAAACAGAGAUGUCAUGCACCUCCAAGAAGCAGUGGCAAGUUCGAUUGGAGAUAAAAGAGAAAUGGAUGAUGUAUUCUCCUCUCAGAAUUCUGUUGGUUCUUGUCAGAACUCCAUGGAUUCAUCAAUAGCUCAAACAUCUGAGAAAGUAGGAUCAUACUUGCAGGACAAUGCAGAAGAAGAUCCAGCAAUCAGUUCAAAUUCCAUCGGUCUUGUCGGCUCUUCAUUUGUGGAUAUAUUACCAAGGACAGAGACCACUUGUGGAAUUCACAAUCACAAGAAUGGAAAUGAAUCAUCCUAUAGAGAAACAAGGCAGACCAACAUGAAUGGUUCAGAAUGUGAUACACAAAAAGAAAACAAGCACAUAUCAGAUUAUCCUAAAACCUCCCUGAGGCCUGUUAUAGCUUCCAGUAAUUACCAUUCAGAAAUGAUCCCCGACUCAGGAGUGCAGGAAGUUGAAUCCAUUGAAACAUUGCAAGAUAACACCUCAUUAUCUAAUACUUCCAUGCACAAAGAAAAUUGCACUAGCGAACAAAGCGGAGUAACAGCAGAAUAUUUAAGCCAGGCUAUGGAAGAAAACAUCAUGACUGCAAGUUUCCAAAAACAGAAAUAUUCCAGCAAAAACAAUCAUGCACACAACAGCCUUCAAGACCAAAACUGUGGAAUCCAGCAAGUUCUUGAGGUCCCAAACCUUUCAAGGAACACGUUGGAUGUCACAGAGAGCACCAGUGAAAUCAAUAACCCACAGAUCAGUGACCAUAAGGCAGUAGAGUCAAGUUUGAAGAACCAGGACUAUCUUCCCAGUAAGAACAUAAAUGGGAGUUCUGAUGCUCCAGAAGUGAAGCGGAGAAGGGUUGGGAAGCCAAAAGAGAAAGUGGACUGGGAUAGCUUAAGACAGAAAGCACAAACCAGAGGUAAAAGGGAAAGAACAGUCAAUACAAUGGAUUCAUUAAACUGGGAAGCAGUGAGGUGUGCAGAUGUUAGUGAGGUUGCUAACACCAUCAAAGAUAGGGGAAUGAAUAACGUGCUAGCAGGGCGAAUUAAGGAUUUCCUGAACCGACUGGUUAGAGAACAUGGAAGCAUUGAUCUUGAAUGGUUAAGAGAUGUUCCACCUGAUGAAGCAAAAGAAUAUCUAUUGAGCAUAAGAGGAUUGGGCUUGAAAAGCGUGGAGUGCGUGCGGCUUUUGACACUUCACCAUCUUGCUUUUCCAGUUGACACAAAUGUUGGGCGUAUAGCUGUCAGACUAGGAUGGGUACCCCUUCAGCCUCUGCCAGAAUCACUUCAGUUGCAUCUUUUAGAACUGUACCCAGUGUUGGAAUCAAUUCAGAAAUACCUCUGGCCACGUCUCUGCAAGCUUGAUCAAAGAACACUAUACGAGCUGCAUUACCAAAUGAUUACUUUUGGAAAGGUUUUUUGUACAAAAAGCAAGCCUAAUUGCAACGCAUGCCCAAUGAGAGGAGAAUGCCGACAUUUUGCAAGUGCAUUUGCAAGUGCCAGGCUUGCCCUCCCGGGGCCAGAAGAAAAAAGCAUAGUAAGUGCUAGGGACAACAAAGCAGCUGGCCAAAGGCCAGUGGAGAUUAUCAAGUCAUUGCAGCUGCCUUUACCUCUGACUAGUCAGCAAAUGCAAGACCAACCUCAAAUGAUUAACUUUGAGCCCAUUAUUGAGGUGCCGUCAACACCAGAGCCUAUUAUUGAAGUGCCAGCAACACCAGAACCUGAACAUUUACAAGUACCAGAACGGGACAUUGAGGAUGCAUUUUGUGAAGAUCCUGAGGAAAUUCCAGUGAUCAAACUCAAUAUUGAAGAGUUCACUCAAAAUUUACAGAACUACAUGCAACAGAAUAUGGAACUCCAGGAAGACAAAAUGUCAAAGGCUUUAGUAGCUUUAACACCAGAAGCUGCUUCAAUCCCUAUGCCUAGACUUAAAAAUGUGAGCCAGCUAAGAACAGAACACCAAGUCUAUGAGCUUCCAGACUCUCAUCCUCUACUGAAACAGUUGGACAAACGAGAACCUGAUGAUCCAUGUUCAUACCUCCUUGCUAUAUGGACACCUGGUGAAACUGCAAAUUCAAUUCAAGCACCAGAAGGGAGGUGUAACUUCCAAGAAUUGGGCAAACUAUGUGAUGAGAAGACAUGCUUUUCUUGCAAUAGCAUUCGAGAAGCAAAUUCCCAAACUGUUCGAGGGACCCUUCUGAUACCAUGUCGCACAGCUAUGAGAGGGAGCUUCCCCCUGAAUGGGACAUAUUUUCAAGUCAAUGAGGUAUUUGCUGACCAUGAAUCGAGCCUUCACCCAAUAGAUGUUCCUAGAGCUUGGAUUUGGAAUUUGACAAGACGCACAGUGUAUUUUGGAACCUCCAUACCAACAAUAUUUAAAGGCCUAUCAACAGAAAGCAUUCAACACUGCUUUUGGAGAGGUUUUGUCUGCGUAAGGGGAUUCGACCAAAAGACAAGGGCACCCCGUCCUCUCAUUGCAAGAUUACACUUCCCAGCUAGCAAAUUAACUAGGACGAAAAGCAAGACUGAUCAGAAGCAAGAAUGAUGCACUAACUAGAGUUGAUGUUGAAAGAGCUGUGCCGGACAAACAUUUCAUGGAAUGACAAGAAGAGUGACUGUCGGUGGAAAGGACAAAGGAUAACGGGCUAACUUGUAGUUUAUGUAUAAUUAGCAUGAUUAUAGCAAUUUAACAUGUGCUCAAAGUUGCAAUUUUUAAAUAAUCCAUAAAAUUAUGUCA
Molecule: messenger RNA, 6062 nt
Organism: Diospyros lotus (date-plum)
Lineage: Eukaryota; Viridiplantae; Streptophyta; Magnoliopsida; Ericales; Ebenaceae
Product: protein ROS1A-like
Exons: 20
Coding region: 312-5870 (1852 amino acids)
Biological process (GO): base-excision repair
Molecular function (GO): DNA demethylase activity; 4 iron, 4 sulfur cluster binding; DNA N-glycosylase activity
Source: RefSeq, a predicted model, not a curated record